CCGGCCCGGGGCAGCGGGGACCCCGGAGAGCCCCCGGCCCGGCCCCCGCCGCCGUGCGUGCCCGGGCGGGGCGAGCGAGGCGCCGGGGAGUUGGGAGCGACAGCGGCGGGGCGCGGCUCCAGCCAGGCCAGCCUGCCCCUCGCCAUGGCCCUGCCCCGCACCCUGGGCGAGCUGCAGCUGUACCGUGUGCUGCAACGGGCCAACCUGCUCUCCUACUACGAGACCUUCAUCCAGCAGGGCGGGGACGACGUGCAGCAGCUGUGUGAGGCGGGCGAGGAGGAGUUCCUGGAGAUCAUGGCGCUGGUCGGCAUGGCCACCAAGCCCCUGCACGUCCGGCGCCUCCAAAAGGCCUUGCGGGAGUGGGCAGCCAACCCCGGCCUCUUCAGCCAGCCCAUGGCCUCCCUGCCCGUCAGCAGCAUUCCCCUCUUCAAGAUCUCCGAGACCGGCGGGCGCAAGUCGCUCAGCAACGGGCACGCCAGCCCCGGCGAGACCCCGGGCAAGGGGGGCAGCGGGCUGGCCACGCCACCCGCCCGCAGCCCCUCAGAGCCAGGGGAGAAGCUCUCCCCCCUGCCGGCCCCCCAGUGGCCAGGGCGGAGCACCCCGGAGUCGGAGGGGGGCGGCGCGGAGGAGGACGGGGGACAGCCCCCCUUCUCGCCGGGGGUGGGCGGGGAGCCGGCCCCGGAGCAGCUGGACCCGGAGCUGGCGCGGACGGUGGCGGAGAGCGUUGAGCGGCUCCUGCAGAGCUGCCCGCGGGGGGGCGAACCGGAGCUGCGCGCCCUCAUGAAACUCAACAAGAAGCUGGCCAAGGCGGUCGGGCACAUCUUCCAGCUGGACGACGGGGACCGGCGCAAGGAGGAGGAGAUCCGGCGGCACAGCGCCAUCUACGGGCGGGGCGAGACCCGGCGCCGUGACGGCAAGCCGCUCACGCUGCACGAGCUGACCAUCAACGAGGCAGCAGCGCAGUUCUGCCUGCGCGACCACACGCUGCUGCUGCGCCGGGUGGAGCUCUUCUCCCUGUCGCGCCAGGUGGCCCGGGAAAGCACCUACCUGUCCUCGCUCAAGGGAGCCAGGUCGCAUCUGGACGAGAGCGGAGCCGUGCAGCCCAAGAAGCUGAAGCAGGAGGUGGGUGAGCAGAGCCGCCCCGAGCCCCUGCAGCUGCCGGGGGGGUCGGAGUCCUACGCCCCCCCGUACAGAGCCAGCCUGGAGGAGGACGCGGCCAGCCUGUCUGGAGAGAGCCUGGACGGGCACCUGCAGGCCGUCGGCUCCUGCCCCCGCCUCACGCCGCCCCCCAGCGCCGCCCCCGACCUGCCCCUCAGCCUCCCCGCCCAGGGGCUCUGGAGCCGCCACAUCCUGCAGCAGACGCUGAUGGACGAGGGGCUGCGCCUGGCCAGGCUGGUGUCCCACGAGCGCGUCGGGCACCUCAGCCCCUGCCUGCGGGGCAAGUCCCCGGGCCCAGAGUUCGAGGACGGGCUGGCAGAGGGGGGCCCCCCGGUCCCGGUUGAGUCCCGCCGCAGCAGCGUCAAGGUGGAGCAGGAGACCAGCCGGCAGUGAGCCGCAGAUGCCCCCUUGGUUGGGGUGGGGGCCCACGGCAGCUCCCCCCCUCCACUAACCAAGCAAUAACCACAUGCCUGGGGCGGGUGGGCCCCCCCACGAUCUCUCUUGGUGCCGGAGCACCCCCCCCCCCCCGUCUGCUCCCCAGAGAGCCGGGCCUGGGGGCCUGAUGCCCGUGGGAGGCUGGGCAGAGCUGCAGCAGAUAUCUGGCCAUGCCCAGGGCGAAGGGACGGGCCAGCGGGGAGGGCACCGCAUGGUUAAUGGAACCGGCUGGUCACGUUCCGACUGCCACGAGCCCCAGACAUCGCCCCCCUGCAGUUCCCCCCCCCCCCUCCAAAAUCCACCCCAGCCCCCUGCACUCGCAGCUGGGGUGAUGUGAAUUGUAACUCUUCAGUUGCGGGGGUGUUAAGGGGGGGGUGACAUUCAUCUGCCCCUCCCCCGAGAGGCAGGGAGAAGAAAGGAAUUGGGGGGGACCUCAGGAAGAGGGAAGGGCUCAGGGCUCUUGCAGGCAAAGCACAAGAAGGGGGGGUUGAAAGGGCCUGGGGGGGCUGAAGGGGCCACCAGGGGGUGAUUGCAGGGGGUGAGGAAGAGGAUUCUGAAUUCAGAGGGUCUGGCCCAGCCUUCCCCAGUAGCUGUGGUGGGCCGAGGCUGCGGGCAGGGAGGUCCUGGGGAGGGGGGGACACCUUCCCCAAAAUUCCCCCUUCCACCAUGGCCCCCCACUCCCCGUCUACCCCCCCCAAUUCACUGUCCCAGGAGUGCGAUCGUCCUGGUCUGCAAGCCCCACACCCUGAAAUCCAACCCCCAUCCCUGCUCCCGCCCUUGCCCAGCUGACCCCACCUGCUGUCCUUUGGGCAUCAGCCCCCCCCCCCCCCCAUAACACACCCAGGCACCAGCUGUAUCCCUACCCUAGGGGCUCUGGGGCUGGCUGUUUGCAUACAGCACAGGGUACAGGGCAGACAAUCCAGCCCCCAGCAUGAGGGGCAUUAAGGGGGGGGGAAGAGAGAUUUAAAGGGACAAUCAGGGUACCCCCAUGUCACCACUGCAGGGGGGGGGCAGAACAGAUUAAAAAGCCACCUGGCUGGUGGGGGCACCAGGGAAAAGAUGGGGGGGCUCCCCUCAGAACCAGUGUCACUGCCCUCGGCAUAUUUCACAGGAGGAUGUUCCCCACCUCCUCACUCACUGGGGGGUGGGGGGUCCAGGCUGCACUGUGGAGCCCCUGCUGGUGACGCCCCGUUCCCGACAGCGCUGGUUCGAGACCCGUUCACGCUCCUGUAGGCCACCGGCUUAGAGCAUUAGCGACUUUUCCUUUGCAACGUGUACAGUAGAUUAUUUAUUUUGUUAUUUUGGAAUAAAACUUUAUUUUAUGGCUUAA
Malaclemys terrapin pileata is the source of this 2923-nucleotide messenger RNA. It is a transcript of the gene NAB2, whose product is annotated as NGFI-A binding protein 2. Gene Ontology annotation, molecular function: transcription factor binding; transcription coregulator activity. Gene Ontology annotation, biological process: negative regulation of DNA-templated transcription. NCBI's taxonomy places the organism in Eukaryota, Metazoa, Chordata, Testudines, Emydidae. Gene Ontology annotation, cellular component: nucleus. The transcript has 7 exons. The record is from RefSeq and is a predicted model, not a curated record. Bases 145 to 1551 code for a protein of 468 amino acids.